This is a messenger RNA of Diabrotica virgifera virgifera (western corn rootworm), 1258 nucleotides long. RefSeq lists its product as uncharacterized. Lineage: Eukaryota; Metazoa; Arthropoda; Insecta; Coleoptera; Chrysomelidae. The coding region runs from base 65 to 1177 and encodes 370 amino acids. The record is from RefSeq and is a predicted model, not a curated record. The transcript has 5 exons.
CCGGGCAGCGUCUAAAAAUAUUUUAGUUACAUUUACUUUACUCUGCUGGUACUACGAAAUCAGCAUGAAGGGUUUCGUAGUUUUUGCGGUACUUUUCGUAGCAGCCUUCGCUGCUGAAGUUUCAGUGGAAGAAAAUAUUCCUCUACGAGAGGAAAGCUCCGCUGCAGUAGUAGAUGAAAAUGUAAAAGUACAACAAUCUCCAGAGCUAGUCCAACCUAUAGACGUACACACAACAGCUGUUCAAACUACCAACGUCGAUACUAUUAGUGGACCUCCUAGACCAAAAAGAACACUUGGAGUGUUACUAGGAGCUAAAGCUCUUGGAGCAGGUUUAAUCGGAGCCAAAGCCUUAGGAGCUGGAUUAAUUGGCGCCAAAGUCUUAGGAGCCGGAUUAAUUGGUGCUAAAGCCCUAGGAGCCGGUAUUAUCGGUGGAAAAAUCUUAGGAGCCGGUUUAGUAGCUGGUGGUUUAUAUGCUGGAGGUUACGGUCAUGGAGGAUACGGAGGUUACGGUCAUGGAGGAUACGGAGGUUACGGUCAUGGGGGAUAUGGAGGAGGAUACGAAAGUUAUGGAGGCUAUGGAGGUGGAUAUUAUGGAGGUGGACAUGGAGGAUACUAUGGUCCAUCAUAUCACAGUUAUCCCACAACAACUGUUGUAGAAGAAUAUUAUGUACCCGUUUCUAGCGGUUAUGGAGGACAUGGUGGUUAUGGCGGAUACUCUGGAGGUUACGGUGGAUCCAGUUAUGGUGGAUAUGGUCAUGGCGGAUAUGGUCAUGGCGGAUAUGGUCAUGGCGGAUAUGGAGGCUCUGUAGGUUAUGGCCAAGGCGGAUAUGGAGGAAACUACGGAUAUGGUCAAGGGGGAUAUGGAGGAAGCUACGGUGGAAGCUCCGGAGGCUAUGGCCAAGGAGGAUAUGGAGGAAGCUACGGUGGAAGCUCCGGAGGCUAUGGCCAAGGAGGAUAUGGAGGAAGCUACGGUGGAAGCUCCGGAGGCUAUGGCCAAGGUGGGCAUGGAGGUUAUGUGGGCGGCGGCGAAAGUUACGGAGGAAAUGGCGGAUAUGGAGGACAAAGUUAUGGAGGAGGUUGUGGAGGAAGUUGUGGAGGAAGUCGUGGCGGCCAAAUCUCUGCAUACAGCAAAGGCUCUGGAUACCAAUAUGAGAAAGGUUACAGCCAAACAUGGUAGGUAAAAACAACUAGUCAAAAAUGUAAAUACACUCAAGAGGCCAUUUUAGUAUUAGUUUUUUAAUAAAAACUUAAAACAAUA